Messenger RNA from Condylura cristata (star-nosed mole), 2068 nucleotides. RefSeq names its product NFKB inhibitor interacting Ras-like 2 (gene NKIRAS2). Lineage: Eukaryota; Metazoa; Chordata; Mammalia; Eulipotyphla; Talpidae. The transcript is spliced from 4 exons. Gene Ontology annotation, biological process: canonical NF-kappaB signal transduction. The record is from RefSeq and is a predicted model, not a curated record. Gene Ontology annotation, molecular function: GTPase activity; GTP binding. Bases 172 to 747 code for a protein of 191 amino acids.
AACAGACCUCUGCGCUGCCCUCAGAGACCUGGCCUUUACAAUUAGGACGACCUUCCUCCGCAAGGAAGGACUGAGCGCCUCAGCCAGGCGGAAGCGGGAAGGGAGGGCGGACCUCAGAGAGCGCCCCUUCAGGGGGUCCAUCCGGACUUUAUCUCAGGCUGGAGGCUAAGCAUGGGGAAGAGCUGCAAGGUGGUCGUGUGUGGCCAGGCAUCGGUGGGCAAAACCUCAAUCCUGGAGCAGCUUCUAUACGGGAACCAUGUCGUAGGUUCUGAGAUGAUUGAAACGCAGGAAGACAUCUAUGUGGGCUCCAUAGAGACGGACCGGGGGGUCCGGGAGCAGGUGCGUUUCUACGACACCCGGGGGCUCCGAGACGGGGCGGAGCUGCCCCGACACUGCUUCUCCUGCACUGACGGCUACGUUCUGGUCUACAGCACGGACAGCCGAGAGUCCUUUCAGCGAGUGGAACUGCUUAAGAAGGAGAUCGACAAAUCCAAGGACAAGAAGGAGGUCACCAUCGUGGUCCUUGGCAACAAGUGUGACCUGCAGGAGCAGCGGCGCGUGGACCCAGAUGUGGCUCAGCAUUGGGCCAAGUCAGAGAAGGUGAAGCUGUGGGAGGUGUCCGUGGCUGACCGCCGAUCCCUCCUGGAGCCCUUCAUCUACCUGGCCAGCAAGAUGACCCAGCCGCAGAGCAAGUCUGCCUUCCCCCUCAGCCGCAAGAACAAGGGCAGUGGCUCCUUGGAUGGCUGAAGACUGCGUCCCUUCUUCACCUUGCCAGCCCCGUUCCCACUCCAGGAAGGGGGUUAGGCAAGCUGUCCUCAGUUAGUAGGGGAGUGCCCCAAUAGGUCAGGCUGCUGGGCUGUCCCAGGCUGGGGCCACAUCCGCUCCCUCCUAGCUCCAGGAAGUGCAGAUAACCCAGGUUAGCCCCCAUCCCACCCCACCUACCCUGCUUUCAUCAUCUCUCCCCUGCUGUGACAUGGGGCAUAUGGGGUUAGUGUCCCUGCCACCUGCCCAGUGGGAAGCAGAGGUGCCAUGCAGAAGUGCCCACCGUAGGGCCCAGUUUCUAUCACAGGGGUCCUGUGCCCCCCUCCCAUCAGUGGCACCAGCUUGGAGUCUGGAGAGGGGGUGCUCGGGUGCCGUGUGUGUAGAUGUACUCAAGUGUCCAUGUUACUGACCUUUCUCCUGUCCUGUCCUGCACCCUAAGAAGCUGGCUGGGAAGUGAGGUUCUCUUUUACCUCUUCUCCCAGUUGUUUCUCCUGCUCAGAGAACACAUGGCCUCAUUGGUUGAGGUGGAACGGAACCAGACCUGGGCCUUGAGUCACCACCUGCCUUUGUGGCCCACCAAGGCCUUUCCUGUCUCUGGGCUUCAGUUUCCUCACCUGUAAAGUGACGGGAAUUGUUUAGGUGACCUUCUGGAGCCGUUCUAGUCCUAUAAUUUUAUAAUGUUUUGGCUCCCGGCUGGCUAUGAUCCAGAUCAGAUGACCUUAUCCUUUGCGGCUCCCCUCUCCCCAUUCAAGGUGCUAAGGCUACUGCCCUGGAGGCUGGGGCACUCUCUCCCCCGUCCACCAGGGGGCAGGAGUGCACUACCCUCUCUAGGGAACCUCACCCUGGUGGGGUUGGGCUUCACCCCUUCCUGUGGUGGUUUUCAGCCAAUCCUUGGCCUUCUGCUUGUAAAUUACCAGUUAUAAAUUAGCUUGCUGCCUGGUGAAGGCUGGACAAGGUGCUCCUCUAGCCCUUCCCUACCUCAGAUGCCUGAACAGAACAAGGCAAACCAGUAGCAGCUUCUCAGGCACCCACAGAUCUGUCAGGGCACAGUAGGGCGGUCACGCUCAGCGUGCUGUCGGGUGAGCUCAGGGCCCACACUCCCCGUGCUCACGUGCUUCCCUGUCGUGCACAGCUAGAGCUGAGACAGCUCUGGCAGCCACCACCCAUGCACGCCUCUUCUCCCCAAAACGGGCGUGGUGAGCAGAGGGGCGGCCAGGGCUGGGCAGGUCGAGUAAGGCCAUAGGCUCAGGUUUAAGUUCAUUUAUUGACUCAUCAGACACAAUAAAACCACAACUAUUAUCAAAAA